Bradysia coprophila is the source of this 803-nucleotide messenger RNA. It is a transcript of the gene mRpL35, whose product is annotated as mitochondrial ribosomal protein L35. Gene Ontology annotation, cellular component: ribosome; mitochondrion. Gene Ontology annotation, biological process: translation. Lineage: Eukaryota; Metazoa; Arthropoda; Insecta; Diptera; Sciaridae. The record is from RefSeq and is a predicted model, not a curated record. Gene Ontology annotation, molecular function: structural constituent of ribosome.
GUUAAAUCCUCGUUUCAUGAGGUAAAAAGAUCGUAAAUGACGUGAGAUAAGAGGAAAUUUGACAGCACCUGUCACUGCUGUCAUGUGGACUGUGUGUUGGUUUCUUUUUCGUGAAUCUCGAAAAGAAAGUAAAUAAUUGGUUGACUCCUUGUAAAGCGCUGGAAGGCAUUUAUGCCGUUAAAUCGUCUAACAACAACAUAACCUCAGAACAACGAUAAGAUGUUGCGAAUUGCUUGUGCAGUUGCCUACCGAGCGGUGAGCACACAAUGGAUUCAGAAAUCGCUAUCGACAAUGACAAAACCGGUCAAUGGGGUAUUGUCUUGUGAAAAGUAUCUGACAUCCAGCUUCCACACGCUAACAAAGGCUCCGCUUGCCCUAUCCACCAAUCCGGCAAUCAUCAAUCUCUCGAAUAAUCUUGUCCAACAUCAACAAACGCGAAAUGUUAUCAAAUUUUCGCUACAAAAGGGCAAGCGGAAAACGGUUAAAGCCGUCCUCAAACGAUUCAAGCGGCUUGAUUGGGGCGGUUGGAUAAGGACUCGAUCGGGCCGACACAAGAAACUGUGGCGCAAAUCUCCUUCACUACGGAACCGGCUGAAGCAACAUGUUUUAUUGAAUGCCACACAGUCAUGGCUGUUGGACAAAAUGGUCACGAGAUUUUGGCGACGGCCCAAGUAUUACAUAAACGAUCCGUACGCACCGUAUCACAAGCGCGAAAGUUAUCAUACAACGCGUAGGAGACCAGUUCAAUGGUGAAAUUUGGCGGAAUUAGUAACGAAAUAAAACAGUGGAAUGAUCAUCAUCAA